CCCGUGGAUUUUUUACAUCGUAAUUAUACAGGUUCCUCGAUUUAUUCCCAGUUUACUAACAGUAAGGCUGAAUCUCUGGUUUCCUCCACUCUCGUCAGCAGCUACUGACUCUACAAAAGAGUAGAACAAUAACAGGAAGGCUGCCAGUGGGAAACAGGCUGAUCUUUAACAAGGACAAGCCUUAAAUUGCUAGGGAAGUCCAAAACUCCAGUUUUAUCAGCUAAGCCAGAUAGUCUGACAUCUGUGUGGUGGCGCUGCUGCAUUGUCUUUCUGUUACUGGAUACAGUAUUGAAUAUUUUUUUAUUUUAUUUUGUUUAUAUUAUUUUUGUGUGUGUGUGUCUGUGACCGGACUGGAAUAAAAACAGCCUGCAUUUCAGCAUCAGCAGGGUACAAGGCCCUCUUCAUUACAGUCAAGGAUGGAUGUUCUACUGUGGAUGUUUUGUUUUAUCAUUAGCCAAAUUCUUUCCAUCCAUGGUAUAGAGAAUUCAAGGACUGUUUUGAGGACAUAUGACAACAGCAGAUCUAUUCUGCACAGACACAAAAGAGAUUGGAGAUGGAAUACAUUGUAUACUGAUGAAGAAAAAAAAACAACUCUACCACAUUUAAUUGGAAAGCUGUCGUCCACAAAGGUCAACGGAAGUGCAAGGUUUGUUAUAGAGGGAGAAGGAGCUAAUACCAUUUUUAAAGUGGAUGAUCUUGGUGAUAUUUAUGCCUGGAAGACACUGGAUCGUGAAGAAAAGUCCAUCUAUCACCUCCAAGCUCAAAUCUUUGACAAAAAAACCAACAAGCAGUUGGAACCAACAUCAGAGUUUGAGAUCAAGCUCAAUGACAUCAACGACAAUGCUCCUAGAUUUACACACAAUAUAUAUAAUGGCUCUGUUAUAGAGAUGUCUAAACCAGGAACCAGGGUGUUGCAAGUAAUAGCUGUAGAUCCAGAUGACUCCUCAGUGUCAGGCCAUGCCAAGGUCACAUACAGUAUCAUUAAAGGAGGAGAGAACUUCCGUAUUGAUUUAGACACAGGAAUAAUUACAUCAUCCAAUGUCUUGGACAGAGAACAACAGAAAAGCUAUGAAUUGGUUGUGAGGGCUAAGGAUAUGCCAGGUUAUGAAGGAGGCUUUUCAAGCACUGCAUCUGUAAUAAUUACACUGGAAGACAUAAAUGACAAUGUGGCAACAUUCACAAAGAAACAGUACACAAUUUCUGUGUUAGAAGAUAGACCUAUUGGAUCUGAGGCUGGGAUGCUCCAAAUUGAAGAUAAAGAUGAGCCACAGAACACAAAUCCAAUGUUCAGUUUUGUGAAACAAGAUUAUAGUGGUCUCUUUAAUAUUGUUUCAGACAAUAUCACAAAAAAUGCAGUCAUUGUUUUAAAACAGCUCCUUGACUAUGAAAAAGUAAAGACAUACACUAUGGAAGUUGAAGUGACUGAAAUCACUACAGUCCCCCCUGGUAAAAGGGAUCCACAGGUUAACACCAGGGCGAUGGUGUUUCUCAAUGUUUUAGAUGUCGACGAGCCUCCUGUUUUCCAGCGUCCUUCUUACUUCUUCAGUAUUUUUGAGAACGCCUCCCUUGGCACUCAUGUUGGCUCUGUUUUUGCGGAGGAUCCAGAUGAAGCCCAGAAAAUUGUAAGAUACUCCAUCAACGGAGGAAAUGUAUUAACGGUUAACAGAGACUCUGGAUCUAUUAAAACAAGUAAUAACCUGGACCGGGAGAUGAAUGCCUGGCACAACGUCACUAUCACUGCAGUAGAAGAUGGUCCUGGAGGUAAAGAAUCCACAGUUUCUGUGUUCUUGAAGGUUCUUGAUAUAAAUGACAAUUCUCCAGAAUUGGAUUAUGAAUAUGACCUAUUUGUAUGUGCAAAUGCCAGACCUGGAAAGGUAAUACAAACAAUUGCCGCCAGUGACAAAGAUGAAAUGACUAAUGGACAAAAGUUAAGCUUCUAUUUAGAUCAUGCCCACAGUAACUUCUCACUUGUGGACAAUCAUGACAACACAGCAAACAUUACUUUAAAACAAGGGGGCUUCAACCCAGAUGAAAAGAAAACAUAUUUCCUUCCUGUCGUUAUCUCUGACAAUGGUAGACCCCAGCUCGUAAGCACCUACACCCUGGAGAUCGUGGUCUGUGGAUGUGAUGCGAAUGCAGAAGCAGAGCCCUAUUCCUGUAGGGGAGCCUACGCACAGACCGGAGUUAGCGUCCAUGCCCUUACAGCCAUUCUACUCUGCAUCCUCGCCAUUUUAGUCAUUACAUUGUUAAUUGUCAUGAGAAGAAAAUUCAAGAAAGACUCACUGGUCACUUUGGGAAAGAGCGCCGGAGAAAUUCACGAGCAGCUUGUGUCGUAUGAUGAAGAAGGGGGCGGGGAAAUGGACACUAACGGUUACGACGUCUCUGUGCUCAACUCAGUACGGCGCAGCAGCAUGAGGCCUAGACCGGAGGCACAGCCUGGACCUUGCCUAUACGCAACGGUCCAGAAGCCUGCAGCAAAGGGGGACAUGGCCGUCAUGAUUGAAGUGAAGAAGGAUGAAGCUGACCACGACCGAGAUGGGAUCCCCUACGACACGCUGCACAUCUACGGAUACGAAGGGUCAGAGUCUCUGGCCGGGAGUCUGAGCUCCCUAGAAUCUGCUUCUUCCGACUCGGACCAAGACUACGACUUCUUAAAUGACUGGGGACCUCGCUUCAAAACUUUAGCCGAACUCUAUGGUGUAGACGGAGCUGAGAAUGGCUAUGAAUAUUAAUUCUUCAACAAUUAUUAUUAUUAUUAUUUUAUUUUAUUUUUUUUUGGGGGGGGGGGGGGGUUGUUUUGCUAAAGUACCGGUAGGUAAAUAACAAGGGUGCUUAAACAGAUCACAUUAAGUAACUGAGCAAUGCUUUUUUAUAUUCAAUGGAAUGGCAAGAAGAAAAAUAUUGUUGGUUGCAAACUGACAGUAAACAUUGGUGAUAUUCAGCUGUUGGCAUGUCAGGAAAAAGCGACAAUAUAGUGCAGAUUUUGUACAGGAAGCAUUUCAAACAGCUUUUGCAUGGCUUUGAUGGCAAUUACGAUGUAUUUGACAGCUUGGUGACAUAGAUACUGUGGGAGGCUAUAACAGAUAUACUGCCUACAAGGACAAGCAUAAAAAAAAAAAUACAUUGCAAGCAAUUCCGGAAACGUUGGACAGCUUCAUGUGUUCUAUACAAGGCCAUAGUUGACAGAAAUACAGUCUUUACAAGUUUAACCUUUAAACCUACAUGGCAAAAUGCUAUAGACAAGUUCUGCAUAGACCAUUAUUAUUAUUUAUUUCUUAGGAGAUGCCCUUAUCCAGGGCGACUUACAAUUGUUACAAGAUAUCACAUUAUUUUUUACAUACAAUUACCCAUUUAUACAGUUGGGUUUUUACUGGAGCAAUCUAGGUAAAGUACCUUGCUCAAGGGUACAGCAGCAGUGUCCCCUACCAGGGAUUGAACCCACGACCCUCUGGUUAAGAGUCCAGAGCCCUAACCACUACUCCACACUGCUGACCAUCAUAAUAUAAACUUGUAAUAAUCAUGUUUUGGUUUUCAAAUUAUAACAAAAAGAAGAAGAUUACUUUGUAUAUGUUGAUCAUGUCUGUCCAUAUUCACCUACAUCCAUUAAACAUUAACUUUCUGCCUUACACACAGAGUUUUACGUAAAGUUCCUAAAUUUCUGUCCAGAAUUACAUGUUUGCAAAUGUGUAGCGAUACUGGAUUCAUUUAAUGGAAGUUUACUGUUUGUUUUCCUGUUUAGCACCUUUGAAUCCAGUGCCUAAACUAUGCAAAAGAAAAAUAAAACACUGGAAUGAACUUCCUGCACUUCUGUUUCUGCGGAAACACGAUUCCUGUACUGUCAUUGUAAAGUUUUUAUAGCACAUUGUUAGCUUCUUCCUGUUUCCAAGGAAAGAAAUUUGUUUGGGAAUAAUAAAUAAUGUGGUUUUGAUCAUACUGCCUGUACCUAAAGGCCAGGAUCCAUUCCAACAGCAGCCUUGUGCCUAACUGAAUAAUAGGUAGUUCUUAAAAUGACUGCGUCCUACAUUCAUUUUCAGUUCAAACUAUCCUCUGUGCAAAGUCUGUCUCAGCUUAAUUUCCAGCUGUGUUCUGUGGUCCUGGUUUCCAUAGUGUGCUUCGAGUGUUUGGUAGUGUAAAGUUUUAAAAACUUAAAUGAAGUCCCCCUGAUUAUGCUGUAUGGUAAAUAAAUAAGGCUAAAUGUAUUCCUUCACCCUAUCUUCUUAGCCCCUGGAUUAGUCUGUCUAAGUUGGCCUCUCUAAGGCUAACAAACAUUAACAAAAUGUAAAUUAUAAAAAUGUAAUUGUGCAUUGUGCUAGCACGUUGUUAAAAUUGAAAGAUCUGUCUCACAAUAGUCACUAAGGUCAUUAAAAUGAUGCAGGUGUAAAUUCUACCUUGAUAUUCACAGCUGCUUAAAGUUUUUAAAUACUGGGCCCUUUUCACAAAAGUUUCAGGUACUGUGCUAUUUUCAUAGAUGAAACAGUUAUUUUUAAAACUAAGAAUAGUUGAAAAUAGUUUUGUGCGCUGCAAACUUGAUUUAAUUACUAAAAUGGGCUUCAAUGAAACAUUCCUUUAAAAAGUCCUUCAAGUCUUAUGGUUUUAUUUGGGCUUUUAAUGAGAACAUAUAACUGUGUUACUGUAAACAGCAAGUGUGAAACUAUAAAGUACCACUGAAUUUAAUGUGUUUUAUAUUAUAUAUGGGUUAAUGGUUGAUUAUUUUAUAAUACUUUUUUUAAGUUUGGUUUUAUAAUGUUUUGUUUAAUAAGCCAUUUUAUAUGUAAACGAUUUAUAUUAUUUUCUACUAACAUUAAAAUGUGUAAGCACCUAUUAAUUGAACUAAUGCUGUGACAUGUCUACUGCCAAUGUCAGGUCAUGUACCUGUAACUGUAUUUUUUUAUUAUUAAAUCUGAGUCCCAUCACUGUACAUAGAGUAUGUCUAUUUGGCUCAAUAGCCCUAAUACUGGUACUUGACAUUUGUUCCACCAGAUGUCGCUAUUUGACAGAAAUGGUCAGCUACAUUCCAAGGGUGUGUGCCUUAUAUGACGGAAACUCCAUUUUAUGGUGAUUUUUUAAAAUUAAAAGUGAGUGUAAAAUUAUUAACCUGGA
Molecule: messenger RNA, 5100 nt
Organism: Acipenser ruthenus (sterlet)
Lineage: Eukaryota; Metazoa; Chordata; Actinopteri; Acipenseriformes; Acipenseridae
Product: cadherin-5-like
Exons: 12
Coding region: 417-2732 (771 amino acids)
Biological process (GO): multicellular organism development; homophilic cell-cell adhesion; regulation of establishment of cell polarity
Cellular component (GO): bicellular tight junction; catenin complex; plasma membrane
Molecular function (GO): calcium ion binding; cadherin binding
Source: RefSeq, a predicted model, not a curated record